UUAAUUCGUACUACCUCUCAAUGGUAUUUAAAGACUCUGCUCAGUCAAUCCAAGUCAGUAUUGAGCCUGAAAUCACCGGAGCAACACAUUUAUCGCUAACAAAGGGCAACUAAAAUUCAGCUGUUGUCAACCAGUUAAGAAUCACGAAAAACAGUACCGGAUAACAAUGAGAGGAUUGGCGUGUGUUAUGGUAUUGGUGGCCACAGUUUGGGCUGCACCUCAAUACCGAAAGCACGAGGAAGCCAUCACCAAACAACAGUGGGUUUCUUUGAAUCCGUAUGGCUCUCCAGACACUUACCCAGCAGAAGAAUACUCGACUAUCAAAGAUUUGGAGAAUCAAUGGGCGCGUUUCUACGAAUAUCUUCCCUGGUUGAGAGGACCCGCAGGAGCUACAGGACCCGCUGGAAUUGCUGGACCACCAGGACCACCAGGAGCCGCUGCAGUUUAUGAUCCUUACUAUCAACCCAAACUCGUUCCUGGCCCUCCCGGAGAACGUGGCUCACCAGGACCAGCUGGAGAAAAGGGAGAUACUGGAGCUCCAGGAGGUCCUGGCUACGUUGGUGGACCUGGGCCCCAAGGGCCAACUGGCAAACCUGGCGCACCUGGCAAUCGCGGAGAGAAGGGAGCCCCAGGCUACAACGGAGCCCCUGGAGCCGAUGGAAAGCCAGGAGUCGGUCCUAAGGGUGAACCUGGCUACAAUGGCGCUCCUGGUCUUCCUGGAGCUCCUGGAGCCCCCGGAAAAGAUGGUUAUCCUGGCGGCCCUGGACCUCAAGGACCUAAAGGAGACACUGGUGCACCCGGCUACACUAUCCCAUCAAAGAUCCCUGGCCCUCCCGGCCCACCUGGUCUCAACGGAAAAGACGGAGCUCCGGGAUAUGGUAUAGUUGGCCCAGCUGGCCCUAUGGGACCUGCUGGUGAACAAGGACCUGCCGGCAAACCAGGAGCAAAUGGGUAUACUGGCCCGGCUGGACCUAAAGGCGAAGCUGGAAAUAAUGGCGCACCUGGCGCACCUGGCAAGGAUGGAUAUCCUGGUGCUCCCAGCACAAUUGCUGGCCCACCUGGGCCUCAGGGCCCUGCUGGCUCUGCUGGCUACAAUGGUGCCCCUGGAAAAGACGGUCUUCCCGGCGCUCCAGGUGUACCUGGCAAGGAUGGCAAACCUGGCGCCCCUUCAUACGCCGUCGGCCCACCUGGUGAACAAGGCAGACCGGGCAAAGAUGGUCCUCCCGGCCCUGCCGGAACUCCUGGUUACCCUGGCGGCCCAGGCCCAGUUGGACCUGAAGGCAAACCCGGUGCCCCUGGUUACACUGGCCCAGCUGGCCCUGCUGGCCCAAUUGGUCCCGUCGGCCCGGUUGGCCCCCAAGGUAAAGUUGGAGCUCCAGGUUACAAUGGCCCAGCCGGCCCAGUAGGCCCGAUCGGGAGUGUUGGCCCUGUCGGACCGCAAGGAAAAACCGGUGCCCCAGGCAGUGCUGGUCCUCAAGGACCGCAAGGACCCGUUGGAGCCCCAGGAAAAUCUCAUGAAGCUCCAGUUGAUUAUCAAACCCCAGUCUUUUACAAAGCCCCUACCCCAAUCGUCUAUCAAGCCCCUGCACCAGUCGUCUAUAAAGCCCCUGCACCAGUCGUCUAUCAAGCCCCAGUAACUGAUUCGCCGGCCCCUGUCUACGAAAAACGCGUCCUGAUCUCUAGACCAGGGAUAAAUCAUUAUUAGAUUAAAUAUCUUUUCUUCCAUGGAAAGAGUUAUUUUAUUAAAUUAAUCCCGGUUUACACCCUUUAUUCUCUAUCCAGGAUAAAUCCCUUUUUACCUGUCUUUAAUUCACUCCCCCUCCUUUUUUCACAAUUAAAUACCAGAGCUAUACGAUGAAGUCUGUCUAAAAAUGUAUUACUAACAAUUAAUUAAAAAUACAUGACUUCAUGGGGAA
Molecule: messenger RNA, 1916 nt
Organism: Daphnia pulicaria
Lineage: Eukaryota; Metazoa; Arthropoda; Branchiopoda; Diplostraca; Daphniidae
Product: collagen alpha-1(I) chain-like
Exons: 6
Coding region: 167-1705 (512 amino acids)
Source: RefSeq, a predicted model, not a curated record